Homarus americanus (American lobster) is the source of this 669-nucleotide messenger RNA. RefSeq names its product early nodulin-75-like. The transcript has a single exon. The coding region runs from base 1 to 669 and encodes 222 amino acids. NCBI's taxonomy places the organism in Eukaryota, Metazoa, Arthropoda, Malacostraca, Decapoda, Nephropidae. The record is from RefSeq and is a predicted model, not a curated record.
AUGGGGGAGUCUGUUUAUAAGGAGAGUACAGAUGGCAGCCCCCAACGACAGCAGCCCCAACGACAGCAGCCCCCCAACGACAGCAGCCCCCCAACGACAGCAGCCCCAACGACACAGCAGCCCCCAACGACAGCAGCCCCAACGACAGCAGCCCCCCCAACGACAACAGCAGGCCCCGACGACAGCAGCCCCAACGACAGCAGGUCCCAACGACAGCCCCAACGACAGCAGCCCCCAACGACAGCAGGCCCCAACGACAGCAGGCCCCAACGACAGCAGCCCCCAACGACAGCAGGCCCCAACGACAGCAGCCCCCAACGACAGCAGGCCCCAACGACAGCAGCUCCCCCCAACGACAGCAUUCCCCCAACGACAGCAGCCCCCAACGACAGCAGCCCCAACGACAACAGGCCUCAACGACAGCAGCCCCAACGCAUUAAGCAGCCCCCAACGACAGCAGCCCCAAUGACAGCAGCCCUCAACGACAGCAGCAGGCCCCAACGACAUCAGGCCCCAACGAUCAGCCCCCAACGACAUCAGCCCCAACGAGACAGCAGCCCUCCCUCAACGACAUCAGCCCCACGACAGCAGCAGCCCCCGAGGACAGCAGCUCCCCGAAAUCAGCCCCCGACGACGGCAACAGCCACCAACGAUAGCGGGCACCGAUGA